Messenger RNA from Paramecium sonneborni, 1611 nucleotides. Lineage: Eukaryota; Ciliophora; Oligohymenophorea; Peniculida; Parameciidae. The record is from the annotation of a GenBank genome assembly.
AUGGUUGAACAAAUUGAAGAAAUUACCUUGAUAAGAGAGAAAUUUGCUGCUCCAUUAGAUAUAAUAAAACUUAUGUUUUUUAUGGUUUUUGUAUCUCACAUUUUUGGUUGUGCAUGGCAUUAUAUUGGUCAGUACUAAAUUACAUAAGAUAUUGAUAAUUGUUGGUUAAUUAAAUAUAAUUUAGAUAAAUCUGAUUGGGCAACUAGAUAUGUGGCAUCUUUAUAUUUAGCUACUAUUACAGCAUUUACUGUAGGUUAUGGUGAUAUAGUUCCAUAGACUUCAUAUGAAUAAGCUUUUAUGAUUUUUAUGGUACUUGUUACAUCAUUGAUUUUUGGAUAUACUAUAUCUUCAAUAUAGACUAUAUUUGGAUAAUUAAGAGAGAAAACAGAUUUGCAUAGGAAUAAUAUGGCAAAAGUGAAUUCGUAUAUGAAAAAACAUAAAUUGAAUCCUUUAUUGUAAAUGAAAGUAAGAAAAUAUUUAGAUUAUUUUAUUGAUGUGGAUGAUAGUCCAGAGUAAUUAUUAGAUAAAUUGAAUGAUGAUUUGAAAUUAGAAUUGAAAUCUAAUAUUUAUGUGUAAGUGAUGAAGACAUGUUCAAUAUUUUCUAAAUUUUCUGAUUAAAGUUUAAAAUAAUUGAGUAAAGUAGUAAAAUCAUAAACAUUUAUUCCAGGUUCAAUGAUAUUUUAAUAGGGAGAAUUAAUAAAUGAUGCAAGCUUUAUUGUUAAAGGUGUUGUUGAAUUCAAUAUCAACAAAGUAUCAAUUGCAACCUAAUACAAAGGAUCAUUAGGAUCAAAAGAAUUUAUAGCAUAAAGAUAAGUACACUAUAAUGCAAAAGCUAUAUAAUUCACUGAAGUAGCAUAUAUUACAUAGUAAGAUUUUUUAAAUGUUUUAAAAUCAGAUUAAAGCAGUUAUGAAUAAUAUUGCAAUUUAAGAGAUGAAAUAAUAUUUAAUUUAAUACCUAUUUAAUGUUUAAUUUGUAGACGUACUCAUGAAUUAAUGAAUUGUCCUGUUGUAUUUUAUAAACCAUUAUCAUCAAAAAUAUCAUAAGACAAAAGUUUAAAUGUAAUUUUGGAUAGACAUCCUCAUACAAGAAGAAAAUAAUUAAAAUCAAAAGCAAUAACAAGAAUUUAAGAAACAAUUGAAUAUGCUUUAGAGGCAGCAUUCGAUAAUGGUAUAAUUUAAGAUGAAGUGAAUGAAGAUUUCUUGAUGAAAUGUGGAUAUAGAGAUAAAAAAUAAGGAUAAAUAAAUCCUAGUCAUAGUUCUUAAAUUGAAACUGGUAAAUAAUAAUAAUAAUAGUAAUAAUAAAUGGAUUUAUUAAAACCACCAAAAGUUUAUAAAAAGAUAUUUUUAUCAAGUGAAUAUAAUUAAUCAGAAUAUGCUUAAAAUGAGGAUGAAAAAUAAUUAGAAUAGAUUCAUAAAGACUUUUUAACUUUUAAGAAAGAAGAAAUAGAAGGGAUUGAUAAAAAUGAAGAAUUGUUAUGUUAUAGAUAAAAAGAGAAUCUAAGUUACAUUCUAAAUAGUUUAAAAGGGAAUAGAUAUAAAUAAGAGAAUACAAGAAUAACUCGAAUGAAAACUUAUAAGUUUAAAUCAUUUCUUAAGUUUGGGUUUAAGUGA